Cannabis sativa is the source of this 459-nucleotide messenger RNA. RefSeq lists its product as uncharacterized. The record is from RefSeq and is a predicted model, not a curated record. Lineage: Eukaryota; Viridiplantae; Streptophyta; Magnoliopsida; Rosales; Cannabaceae. Bases 1 to 459 code for a protein of 152 amino acids. The transcript has a single exon.
AUGCCAAGUUAUGUGAAGCUUAUGAAGGAAAUUUUAUCAAAGAAAAGGAGACUGGAGGACUAUGAGACUAUAACACUUACUGAGGAAUGCAGUGCUAUCUUGCAAAAGAAACUACCCCUAAAGUUCAAGGAUCUAGGUAGUUUUAAUAUUCCAUGCUCUAUAGGAGGCUCAGUUGAAACAAAAGCCUUGUGUGAUUUGGGGGCUAAUGUGAAUUUAAUGCCUCUAUCAGUUUUUCGAAAGCUAAAAUUAGGAGAAGCUCACCCUACAACUAUCUCCUUACGAAUGGUAGAUCGUUCUGUUAAGUAUCCUAGGGGAGUGAUUGAGGAUGUCUUGGUAAAGGUUGGUAAAUUCAUCUUUUCUACUGAUUUUAUUAUUCUUGACAUGGAAGAAGAUGCAAAUAUCUCAAUUAUAUUAGGGAGGCCAUUCUUAGCCACAUGGAAAGUGCUGAUUGAUGUAUAA